Messenger RNA from Pseudomassariella vexata, 858 nucleotides. RefSeq lists its product as uncharacterized. The transcript is spliced from 3 exons. Bases 1 to 858 code for a protein of 285 amino acids. The record is from RefSeq and is a predicted model, not a curated record. Lineage: Eukaryota; Fungi; Ascomycota; Sordariomycetes; Amphisphaeriales; Pseudomassariaceae.
AUGGAAGAUGGUCCGACGCCUACAAGCUUUUCUGCUUUCAAAAAUUGGUUGUCCGGAGUCGUCUGGAAUGCGUGGUCCUUCUUCGUGCAUAGUAAAGAUCCCAGAGACCUCCACACACCCGGCACCCCAUACCCAGCAGCCUGUGGAGGACAGUGGGCUUUUCAUUCGACCAUUGAUAACGUGAUUGUCUCGCUUGAAGCAGAAUGCGUCGAUCGCUACCUCCUAGCGGGCGACCGUGACCCAAGCCUGGUGGCACAGCUGAACGGGAUUGCCCGGGAUGCCGUUAUCAUGCCACUAGAUGGAAUCGCAGAUUUGGAAUUUGGAGCCGUGACCGAGAAACGUCGGUUUGCGGGGACCGAGUGGGGCUAUUGUUGGGCGAAUGUGAUAUGUGACGGCGCGAAAACGAUAUUUGCCUCUCACCGAACGAUUUUCCGGCUCCACUUGAGGCAGCCACGUCUUGACACCAGAGGAAGGCCCAGCUCGUUGGAACAUGCAAAUGCCGACCCAAGUUACGGGUGCCAUGCUUUCUUUACCCGUCAUGCAGCUCGAUCAAUGGUCGUAUUGAAAACGACGAUAACUAAAACUUAUACCGAGGCUCAGCCCAAGGGACCCUCGAGCUGGUUGCCUUCUGUUGGCUCGACACCUCUCCGGUCGAGAGUGGUAGCCGAGCAAGGCGGCUUAUCUGCCUGCGCUUUUUGGGGGCUCCCAUCAACACUUGCAUAUCACAGCGACACCAUGUCCUCUUUGAGCUGUUCUGCGAUGGCUGCAGUUGUUUGUUCAAUGACAUGGACAGAUCGAGGGACCGAAUUGGGCACUCCAUCCCAGCCCAGUGGAUCAAUUGGGCUGGCACUGCCGUAA